This is a messenger RNA of Laccaria bicolor S238N-H82, 1312 nucleotides long. RefSeq lists its product as uncharacterized. Lineage: Eukaryota; Fungi; Basidiomycota; Agaricomycetes; Agaricales; Hydnangiaceae. The coding region runs from base 1 to 1233 and encodes 410 amino acids. The transcript is spliced from 2 exons. The record is from RefSeq and is a predicted model, not a curated record.
AUGAGGCCAUCUACCUCGCUUCAAGUCUUCUGCCUUCUUGCCCUGGCUUCAGCGCAGCACGCGUCUGCGAACAAUGUUUACCAUCGUCAGGCAUCCUCUCAGCCGGGGAUUACGGGGACAUCGUCCACUACUACGUCUACUUCAUCCACGACGUCGUCUGUCUCUGAAAGCACCUCAACGGUUUCUGCGACACACUCGUCUACCACUACGUCGACUACCUCUUCUACAUCUACUACGUUAACCUCCCAGGCUUCCUCCCCUGCAUCCAUUACUCAACCUCCUCCUUCCUCUCCCUCUCAAUUUACAACGAAAGAUAUCAAUGGGUCUGAGGUCACAGUGACCGUGACGACAACCUCAUCAUCUACCUCUGCCUCUCCUACCCAGACGAGUGGGGGUAGUUCUGAUAGUGGCGGCCUCGGUACAGGUUCUAUUGUCGGCAUGUCGGUGGCCGGCGGUGUUGCCGUAAUUGGCAUCAUCGCCUUCUUUGUUUGGAAAUUCACAAGAAAACGGUUCGCUGAUUUCGAUGACAACGAAGCCAUCAAAUGGCCUGAUUUGAAUACGCAUGGAGGAGCAGUUGACUCGCACCCAUUGCCUGUUCAUAACACUGGUCGAGCAGGUUUCGACACUGGCUCAGAACCGUCUCUUUCUCGCGUUCCGUCAUCUACUUACUCGACCCCCGAUUUUGGUGCCAAUGGGCCAGACCCCUACGCCGUCCCUCCUCUACCCCAUUUGAAUCCAAACCAACCUUAUCGAGACGACCCCACAGGUGCAACAGGGUAUUAUGACCCAUAUCGCGGGCCUGUGCCGGGCACUUUAGAGACAGGGGUUCCAGGAGGCGAGUGGGGAGGAGAAGCUAUUCCAAUGACUCAAAUGAAUCAACCGGCAUACGGUGUAGAACCAGCGGCCUACGAGGUUGGGCGAAGGAGCCCCGGGCCCCAGGCGGCGUAUGGCGUUGAUCCGGUUUACAAUUCGGGCAGGCAAAGUCCUGGAGCACAAGUUGCAUAUGGAGGAAGAUCAUCUCCCGGCCCACAAGCUGCGUAUGGUGGAGGUAGAACGUCACCUGGUCCACAAGCUGCGUAUGGCGGUGGGCGGUCAUCACCUGGCCCACAAGCUGCGUAUGGCAACGGGCGGUCAUCUCCUGGACCCCAAGCCGCGUACGGUGGUGGUCGGACUUCACCGGGGCCAAAUGUAGCGUAUGGUGGUGCUAACAACGAUACAUACGGUGCGCGGUAGAUUUGGGAAUACAAGUGUGCAAAAAGGUAUUGACAGGUCUUUGGUAUAUGAAUUUCGAUAAUACAUUAUCUUUAUACAU